GAUCAAGGCAAGUGUCGUGAUUGGUAUGAGAAGAAUGCACUUGUAUUGCAAGUGUUUUUCGAAACGCUGAAAUAUGAGUCCUACAAGGAAACGCCGAGUUAUGGAUGUUGCGCCUUAAUUAUGAUGUUGGGACUUUACUUUGCAUCAUGUGGAACACUGAAAAUCAGACCAGAUGACGGAGACCUGGAAGAGGACGAACGAAUCAAGGACGUUGAAGAGGUGAAAAAGGAACUUGACAAGGCGGACAAGCAUGAUAAAAUGAUGAAUGACGAAAUUGAUGAUGGUGAUGAAGAUCUCGAUGAGGACCUCGAUGAGGACGUGGAAGAAUCCCACGACAAUAACAAUGAAAAGAAGCCAAAAUUAUGA
Messenger RNA from Cooperia oncophora, 366 nucleotides. Lineage: Eukaryota; Metazoa; Nematoda; Chromadorea; Rhabditida; Trichostrongylidae. The record is from the annotation of a GenBank genome assembly.